AUGGCUUCUCUUAUGAGAACAAUAGAAUCGCUCUUGACAUCCAAUUCGCCGAUGCAAUCUCUAAUCUGUGAUCACAGAGAAGAACUUCGCGCUCUUUGUGAAAAAGUUAGUUCCCUGGAAGUAUUUGUCAAGAACUUUGAGAAAAACAAUGUUUCUGGGGAAAUGACAGAUUUUGAAGUACAGGUAAAAGAAGUUGCAAAUAUUGUUGAACAAACAAUUCAACUAAGCAUAACUGAAGUUGUAUUGGCAAAUGAUAAAAAUCUGAGAGAAAAGGCACAUGAGAGGCUUUCUGAUAGACUGCAACAAGUAGCAGAGGACAUUGAUCGUAUCUGGAAAGAGUCGACAAAUAUCCAAGAUAAGGGCAAACAUGCAUCAAAGGAAUCAACGGCUCAUGAGUUUCCAAGCUCAUCAAGCAAUAUUCUGAAUGUUGAGAAUAGUAUGGUUGGACGUGAUGAUAAAAGGAAACGGUUGGUAGAAGAUCUUACUAGAAGCUACUCUGGUGAACCCAAAGUCAUCCCGAUUGUCGGGAUGGGAGGCAUAGGUAAAACAACCUUAGCGGACGAAGUUUACAAUGAUGAGUGCAUUCGUUCUCAUUUUGAUGUUUGUGCCUGGGCUACUAGUUCGCAACAGCACAAUGUAAAGGAAAUCUUGUUGAGCUUUCUGCAUUCUACUAAGAGUGACACAUUUGACAUGAACGAUGAAGCAGAGCUUGCAAACAUGCUACAAAAGAGUUUAAAGGGUAAGAGAUAUUUAAUUGUAUUGGAUGACAUGUGGAAAAGUGAAUCAUGGGAUGCCGUGAGACUAUGUUUUCCAAGUGAAAACAAGGGGAGUGGAAUAUUAUUGACGACCCGUAACAUUGAAGUAGCUCGCGAUGCUGGUACAGAGAAUCUUUCUUUGCAGAUGGAUUUAAUGGGUCCGGAUGAGAGUUGGCACCUUUUUAAAAGUGUUGCAUUUGCAAAUGAAGCAUUACCAUCUGAGUUCGAGACUAUUGGGAAGCAAAUUGCAGAGAAAUGUCACGGGUUACCACUAACUAUUGCCGUGGUUGCUGGGCUUCUCAAAUCUAAAAGGGCAAUAGAAGACUGGGAAAAUGUUGCAAAUAUACCUCCAGAAGUUUGCAGGUUAUGGAAUCUGCAUACAUUCAUUGUUCAAGGGCCUAUGCUAUGGAAAAUAACUUUUCCUGAGGAAAUUUUGGGACUAAUGCAAUUAAGGCAUCUCAAACUGCCCGAAUUUUAUCUGCCAAAUUCCCCAAGCGUAUCUGCUGACAAAGGGAGUCACAUGGGUUUUUCAAACAUACAAACUAUUUAUUCCAUGUCUGCAUGUUGUUGCACGAAGGAGUUUAUUAUGAGGAUUCAGAAUGUCAAAGAAUUAGGGCUCAGUGCAUAUCAGAUUGACUCUUCUGGUGGGCUUCUCAACAAUCUUGUCCAUCUGCAGCAACUUGAAACAUUGAGUCUUACAUAUCGUUUUGGAGGAUUUUGGCCAGCAAGUGCAAAAGCUUUUCCAUCAACGCGCUGA
Molecule: messenger RNA, 1512 nt
Organism: Capsicum annuum
Lineage: Eukaryota; Viridiplantae; Streptophyta; Magnoliopsida; Solanales; Solanaceae
Product: putative late blight resistance protein homolog R1B-16
Exons: 1
Coding region: 1-1512 (503 amino acids)
Biological process (GO): defense response to other organism
Molecular function (GO): ADP binding
Source: RefSeq, a predicted model, not a curated record